AUGUUGGAAUCGAAAUUUGCCUCGAAAGGAGUCAGUCACGACUCGACAACUAGGAAGGGACGCAGCUUAGUUGACUAUCUCAUUGAGGACUCCGUGCUUCUAUUCCGCUCGGACGAACUUGCUAGGAAGCUUGCUGUUAUACUAGAAACCUAUAAAACACAGUACAAGUCCUAG
Messenger RNA from Colletotrichum lupini, 174 nucleotides. RefSeq lists its product as uncharacterized. Lineage: Eukaryota; Fungi; Ascomycota; Sordariomycetes; Glomerellales; Glomerellaceae. The record is from RefSeq and is a predicted model, not a curated record. Bases 1 to 174 code for a protein of 57 amino acids. The transcript is spliced from 3 exons.